AUGGCCUCUGGGCGGGUACUGGACGAAGUGCUCGACGAAGCAGCAGGCACGCGUAUCUUGACGUGCAGCUACAAACAAUUCUCACAGCUCACUUUGCUCCUUGAUGUCCACCUCCCAGCUCAUACAGAAUCGUCUGAUGCACUACCCAUUCUCAUUUGGUAUCAUGGCGGAGGUCUUCUCCAAGACGACCGUAGAAAUGUCGCACCACAUCUCAAAGCAUCCGUCGCGCGGUCCGAUUGCAUCGUUGUGUCGGUCGACUACAGGCUCGCGCCGCAAAUUCCAGUCGAUGAGAUCGUGUCAGACUGCAUCGAUGCUCUCGAAUUUGCCUACACAAAUCUCAGUCUAAUACUAGAGCAAGAGGAUCGGUUCACGCGCGGUGACCCUAGUCGCAUUGUCAUUGCCGGUGGUAGUGCAGGUGGGUACUUGGCACUGCUCACUGCUUCUUCUGCGCCUGCUCACAUUCAGCCUUCCAUCAAGGCGUGUCUUGCCAUCUACCCAAUCACAGACCCAUUCGGACCCUUCUUCACCUCAUCGCAUGAUUUACACGUACCCUAUGACACAAAACAGCUUGCUCCCUUCAUCGAUCCGCAUGGUCAAGUCAUGUCUGGGAACGAUCAAGCUGGUUUACGCGGGAAAAUGUACUUUUACAUGCUUGAGCACGCCAACCUGGCAACACUGCUGGAUGUGGAAGGCAGUGCAAAGCGUGCAGGACGAUCCUUCAGAGUACAGGAAGAGUUUAAGCAACGCGGACUAGCGGAUACAUUGCCAGCCAUCUACAUGAUUCACGGGGAUGCGGAUCGCGCCGUUGGUGUGGACCAAGCUCAUGUUGUCCGUGAUGUCUUGGUGGCUCGUCGACGUGCACAGCAAGCGCGUGGCCUCAAAGCAGACCAGUUCAAAUACGUCGAGGUGCCAGGAGCGGAUCAUCUAUUUGACAAGGACCCAAAGGAAACGAUGGCGGAUAUGUAUACAUUCAUGCAGCACGCUUUAGCAGGCAUCGACGUUACUCCAGAAUCUGCAGAUUCGAAGAACGCAACGACCACAUUCACUGAUACAGCUGUGUCACAAAGCACGCCAAUCAAAGCAACCUCUUACACCAGUUCUGUUGCUUCAAGCAGUGACGACGACUAUUCAGAUCUAAGCGACCAAGACGAUCGUUACUCGGCUGAUCGGCACUGGCAUCAAUCCAUGCAAGAACUCGGUACCCUUGCCAAUCUCAUCUUACUGCCAUACCUCGGCAAAUACUUUGGACGACAAUUUGCGUUUUGGUCAUGGGCGAAAUGGGUUACUUGGCGAUAUCCGGGUGUGCAUGUCGAUGUGGACAAGACGACAAAUCGUGUAACAGGCGCAAUUGUUGCUGGCAUGUCUUCGUUGGGCUAA
Molecule: messenger RNA, 1377 nt
Organism: Protomyces lactucae-debilis
Lineage: Eukaryota; Fungi; Ascomycota; Taphrinomycetes; Taphrinales; Protomycetaceae
Product: Alpha/Beta hydrolase protein
Exons: 2
Coding region: 1-1377 (458 amino acids)
Biological process (GO): protein insertion into mitochondrial outer membrane; mitochondrial outer membrane translocase complex assembly
Molecular function (GO): hydrolase activity
Source: RefSeq, a predicted model, not a curated record